Molecule: messenger RNA, 1640 nt
Organism: Elaeis guineensis (African oil palm)
Lineage: Eukaryota; Viridiplantae; Streptophyta; Magnoliopsida; Arecales; Arecaceae
Source: RefSeq, a predicted model, not a curated record
GGUCGGUCCAUUUUGACACUUUUUCUUGUUCUCCUUCCAGUGGAAGCAACUGCCCAUCGUCGACGCGCUCCCCGGCGAGAGGGGAUCCGGCGGGGAGAUCUCUCUCUUUCUCCAUUGAGACUCGGCCGCGCUUUCUCGUCUUAUCGGUCGGCAUUCCGACGAUCGGCGCCGCGCGUUGGUUUCUGUCGGCCGUGACGCAUUUUCCGGCGGGUAAUUCCUGUUUCCGGCGGUUUUCCGGCUUUCGUCCGAGAGGAGGACCUUGACUGCAAUUUCUGACUCAAUGAAUUCAAGAAAGGGUGGAGGCAAGACCUUUGCUGCUGCUGCUGGUGGUGGUGGUAAUCCAUCACCAAAGGGAAAAGGAAUUGAAGAGUCUACUUAUGGCAAAGGCAGCCCAAAAUUUGAUCAGUUGAGCUGGGACAUGGCAGAUAUCAGCAUGGAUGCUCAAGAGGGUGGAUGGGAGGUCGCACGGAAGUCCAAGAAUCGAGCUGGUGCUGGUGCAGGUGCAGGUACUGCUGCAAAACCAUGGGGAUCUUCAAAUAGUGCUCCCAAAACUUGGGGUGGGUCAGAGGGUUUUCCAAGGCAAGGAUGGGGGACAAAUGGUGGAACUGGAAGGACUUCUGGAAAUAGUUGGGGCCAAGGCACUGAUUCUCGUAGGGCUGUGGGCAGAGGUAAUUCAAAGCCACAACCAUCAAAUAGGGGUUGGGAGUCACAGUACAUGGCACCACCUCCAGUUGUACCUCCACCACUGCAACAUGGUUGGCAAUGGGCUGCAAGAGGUGGUUCAUCUGGCUCUCAACCCAAGAAAGAAGAAGCUCUUCAGGAUGGAACUGUUGGCAGAUAUGAUUCUGAAACAGAAAAUGCACCCCAACAAGUUGAUGAUGGUUCAGAUGAUGAUGAGUUAGUUGAAGAUACCGAUGAUGAUUUCUGUGAUGACUAUGAUUCUGAUGAGAGUCAAAAGAGCCAUGAGACUCGAAAGAAGAAUCGGUGGUUCAAGGGAUUUUUCGAAGACUUGGAUAAACUGUCAAUCCAAGAGGUAAAUGAACAAACAAGACAGUGGCAUUGUCCAGCAUGCCAUAAUGGUCCCGGCGCCAUUGAGUGGUACAAAGGUUUGCAACCAUUGAUGACUCAUGCAAAAACAAAAGGAGCCACUAGGGUUAAGCUUCACAGAGAUUUUGCUGCACUUCUGGAAGAAGAACUUCGUCGGAAAGGGACAUCAGUAGUACCUGCUGGGGAAGCAUUUGGCAAAUGGAAGGGUCUUCGUGAGACUACUACUGAUUAUAUGAUAGUAUGGCCUCCAAUGGUUGUUAUUAUGAAUACGUUACUUGAAAAAGAUGAGAAUGAAAAGUGGAUUGGCAUGGGAAACCAAGAGCUUCUUGAAUAUUUCAACACCUACGCUGCAGUAAAAGCACGCCAUUCCUAUGGUCCUCAUGGGCAUCGUGGUAUGAGUGUUCUAAUUUUUGAAGCUACUGCAAUGGGCUACUUGGAGGCUGAACGUCUGCACAAGCAUUUUGCAGAGCAAGGAACUGAUAGGGAGUCUUGGGAACGUCGUCGGGUGCUAUUUUAUCCAGGUGGUAAACGUCAAUUAUAUGGUUACUUGGCAAACAAAGAAGACAUGGAAAUAUUCAACCAGCAUUGUCAAG